This is a messenger RNA of Chelmon rostratus (copperband butterflyfish), 2610 nucleotides long. Its product is annotated as coiled-coil domain-containing protein 81-like. Lineage: Eukaryota; Metazoa; Chordata; Actinopteri; Chaetodontiformes; Chaetodontidae. The transcript has 16 exons. The record is from RefSeq and is a predicted model, not a curated record. Gene Ontology annotation, cellular component: centrosome. Bases 297 to 2207 code for a protein of 636 amino acids.
AAUUACUAGGUCUAAUAUUUAAGUGUUGACUACGCUCACUGCACAGUAUGAUUUUCACGGGCCUCCAUGGCCGAGAGCUUUGUGUAGCAACAGCAGGAUGAAACUUGAACUGAAAACCUGUUUUGUUGUAGUGACCGGAGCCAUUCCGACGCGCCGCUGCGCUCUGGAGACCCGGAUCGGUGCGCGCUUCUCGUCUUGAUCUCUGGCAGCUGCACGCGAGCAGGAAAAAGACAGUAGAAAGAAAACGUUUCCUAACCUUCAUCCUGCGAGGACUUUUUAAAAUAUUUUUUGCAGAGAUGACUGACAUCCUGCGGCUGGUGUCAGAAGCGGACGGACGCUCUUUACCCACUCUCUGCCAACUGUCUGAAAACGAUAUUAACUGUAUCUGGGCUGAGGUAUCCGCCUACAUUGAGCGUCAGAUGACCUUACAGAAGGGGGUCCACCUGGCAGGACUGGGGACCUUCACCUUCUCUCAGCAGAAGCUGGGCACAGGAAACAAGUUCACAUUGAUCCAAAGACCCAUCUUCCUCCUGGCAGGGAAGCUAGUCCAGUCUCUGGGCUUAAAGCAGGUCAGGCCGCUGGCUGCAGCAACACACUUACCAGUGGUGCACCUGAACUUUGCAGCUGUGUCCCAAGAGACUCGUUUCAGUCGAGACGUGGUGGAGGGCUGCGUUAGAGAAACUCUUCUGCUCCUCUUCAGAGCUUUGGCCUCCGAAAAAAGCGUGUUCCUCGCCUUACAGGGAAUUGGAGUUUUGUCCUUUAAGAACAACAAGGUGCGGAUGAAGUUCAACAGAGAUUUCAUUGACGCCAUGGAUGGAACUGGUAGGCUGCUGCUAGCCUUUAACAAUAGACCCGGGAGCAGUGUCUCUUUAAUGUCUGGUGGACUGUCCAGACUUCAGAGGCCACAGACUGCCAACCCCAUCACCCUGCCAACUGUCUGCUCUCCUCAGCCAGACAACAAGGCUGGUGACAAAGACCUAUGGAGCCUGUCACCAGCUCCAGACCAGAGGAAUGCGGGAGUUCCCCAACAGAGAGAAUCUAAAUCCCAUCAGACACUGCAGCCCCUCAAGAAGAAAGCUGUCAGCCUGUCUGAAGAACCGAAUCCAACACCCCUGAUGGAGGCCACUGACAAGCCCACCGCCUCCAUCUCACCACCAGAGGUCGCUCCCAAACAGGAGAAACACGCUGUGAAUUUUACCUGUGCUGGCCAUACCCGUGCUGGACAGGAGCUGUGCUACCUGUGUAUGCAACGGGCUCAGAGGAAUGUUCCAGUCUACCUGAGGGUGCAGCGGCAGGUAGAGGAGAAAGCUCAGGAGAAACUCUUACUGCUUGAAGAACAACAGAGGGACAAGCAGUACAUGGACGAGGAGCAGGCAAAGCGGAGUGAGCAACGUGAACGUGCAAAGCAGGUUGCUACAUUCAACCUGCAAAUGUCGGAGAAGAAUGAGAAGACGUGCUGUCCUCUAUUCCCUACUUCAUUCAUCUUCCCUGCUCGGCCCCUCACUCCCGUCAGGAGGAUUCAGCAGCAUCGUUACAUGAACGAGCUUCAGAGCCAGAUAGAGAGCCGGCGGCAACACGAUGCUCAAGACCAGCAGAACCGUCUUCUCAUGGAACGUCUAAACCAGGUCCAGCUGGUCCAGGAGAUAGCUCUGCAGAAGGCUCAGCAGCUCCAGCAGAAACAUGAGAGAACUCAGCAUUACAAGAGGGCGCUGGACACUCAGGUGGAAGAUAAGAAGUGCGCAGACCUUCCAGAGUGCCAGCCCGACAACUCUGGGUUCAACCACUAUGAGACGGCAGCCAGCGACACAGAGAGCCGAGAGAGAGCCCAGAAGCUCUUCCAGGUAAAUUUCACGGCUGCCACUCAGAGGAAGAGGGAAGACCUGCACAACCGCCAAGAACAGCUGGAGAAGGAGAGGGAAACUCUCAAACACAACAAAACGGAGUUAAUAUUGAGCUGCAUCAAUCGCUUUGAGAAGAAGAGGGACAUCAGUAAGUCACUAGCGGACGAGUGGAGUCGCAGCACGAAGCUCAAACACCAGCGAGAGGACGAGGAGAGGCGCUUCCUGAGGUCUGCUGGUCAGCUCCUGGUAGAUAAGCUUGCACAGUACAGGCGCUGCUGCCAGUGUAAGAGGAGGACCACCAACUGUGGAGAGACCAACAUCUGGAAAGACUCUCAUCACCUCUCCGGCUCCCAGUUCAUGAUCUAAUGAACAGUGUAGCCUAUAGCAGCACAUGGACAUCAAUACCUCACAGCCCGUGCAAGACCUCAACCCUCGUAGCUCAUCCUGUGACGGCCUCUCAAGAUUUAAAUAAUAAGUUAAGCAUAUAUAAAGCAUACUGGGAUGUUAUGGUGUGUGCUAUCCUCUGUUUUCAUGUGAGAUUUAUUCUGGCUCCUUUUCUAAAUUAGUCUCGAGUCUCUCGAGUUCAUGUCCGUGUACUUUUAUGUUCCCUAUUUGUUUUAGUAUUUGUUUGCCCCACGGUUGCCUGUUACUCACCCAUAUCAUUCAAUGAAAUGAUGCAUGUCAGCUCAGUUGGCUGACAGGUAGCUUGUCAAAAGGUUUGUGUGAGAGGUGGAAAUUUUGACUCUCUUUGUUGAUUAAAAUCGUUGUG